GGUUGUACACUGGCCACCGAACCGACAUCAAUAUCUCUGUUUCGAGCCAUUAAAAAGGACCACCACUUUUUGGUUAAACGGAUCUUACGUCGCCGUCCAUCUCUAAUUGAAUAUCCUGGACCGAACGGUUAUUUGCCUUUAGCGAAUGCAAUUGCAUUUGGCGACAUGUGUGUUGUGGAUGCUUUACUUUCGGCCGGAGCUAGUGUCCAUGUCGGAAAUCCAAAUAAUAACCGGACCCCAUUACAUCAAGCAUUCUACUAUGGCCGUGUAGCGGUGGCUCGUAUGCUGUUAAACAAAAAAGCCGAUAUGGAAGCCAGAGAUAUGUACGGCUUAACUCCCUGCCAUUUGGCUGUCGAUGCAAAUCAAGGUGAGAUUUUAAAAUUUGCACUUGAAAACGGUGCCAAUGUGGAGUCCAAGGAUGCCUGCGGCUGGACACUGUUAAUGCGAGCUGUUGUUAUGGAUUCGGAUUUGACCAUUUUAAAGUUGAUCAUCCAAUUUGGUGCCGAUAUGGACAACCGUGAUAUGCGUAAUUUAACUUGCACAGAUUUAGCUCGUUUGUAUAAUAACAAACAAGCUGAGGAUUACUUUGUUAAGCUAUUGAAAUUGCGAGAACUGAAAUGUGCAAAAGUGCAAAAAGACGAGGAGACAAAUUUAGUGUAG
Molecule: messenger RNA, 660 nt
Organism: Musca vetustissima
Lineage: Eukaryota; Metazoa; Arthropoda; Insecta; Diptera; Muscidae
Product: fibronectin type 3 and ankyrin repeat domains 1 protein-like
Exons: 3
Molecular function (GO): protein binding
Source: RefSeq, a predicted model, not a curated record